Molecule: messenger RNA, 5387 nt
Organism: Chelonoidis abingdonii (Abingdon island giant tortoise)
Lineage: Eukaryota; Metazoa; Chordata; Testudines; Testudinidae
Gene: EPHA8
Product: EPH receptor A8
Biological process (GO): protein phosphorylation; axon guidance; ephrin receptor signaling pathway
Cellular component (GO): dendrite; plasma membrane
Molecular function (GO): protein binding; transmembrane-ephrin receptor activity; ATP binding
Source: RefSeq, a predicted model, not a curated record
AAACUCUACCUAGGAAUGAGCUGAGGGAUGCUGAAUUUCAGGAAUCUCAUUGUCUUCUGAGGGAAGUCAAGAGGUUGUGAAAACUGGGCUUUGUUUUUCUUUGCUGUUCAAUGUUGUCUUGAUGUCAUGGCAGCCUUGGCUUCCCUGAUCACUGCUUUCUGCAAACAUUGCCUGCCUCUAGGCUGGGAUGGGCCAGCGAGCGCCAGUGGGGGUGGUGUGUGUUCUCAUGCGGACCGUUGUCUGUUAGAAGCAGGACCAAGAUUCUAACACCGGUAUUUCCAGGAGGCCCCUUCCAGGCUUUAGCUGCAGAUGGUGAUAACUUUCAGUCAUCGCUGCCCUAGAUUGGAUUUGGACUGGCAGCCUCAAGGGACCUCCCCCCUCGCUUUCAGCUGCAGCAGUGGGAUUCGAUCAAUGAAAUGGAUGAAUUUUUCAGCCCUAUCCACACCUACCAGGUCUGUAAUGUCAUGACCCCAAACCAGAACAACUGGCUGCGCAGCAAUUGGGUCCAGCGGGAUGGUGCCCGUCGGGUUUAUGCUGAGAUCAAGUUCACCCUGCGGGACUGUAACAGUAUGCCAGGGGUGCUGGGCACCUGCAAGGAGACGUUCAAUCUCUACUACCUGGAGUCCGACCGAGACCUGGGCACUAGCACCCGGGAGAGCCAGUUUGUGAAGAUCGAUACCAUAGCAGCCGACGAGAGCUUCACCAGCGUAGACCUGGGGGUCAGGCGGCUCAAGCUGAACACCGAGGUGCGGGGCGUGGGACCCCUGAGCAAGCGGGGCUUUUACUUGGCUUUCCAGGACAUAGGGGCCUGCAUUGCCAUUGUCUCUGUCCGGGUAUACUACAAGAAGUGCCCCGCGAUGGUCAGGAACUUGGCGUCCUUCUCCGAGGCGGUGACCGGGGCGGACUCUUCCUCCUUGGUGGAGGUGCGGGGUGAGUGUGUGAGGCACUCUCAGGAGAGAGACACCCCCAAAAUGUACUGCAGUGCGGAGGGGGAAUGGCUGGUGCCCAUUGGGAAAUGUGUGUGCAGCGCCGGCUACCAAGAGCAGAGGGAUUCCUGUGUGGCGUGUGAGCUGGGAUUUUACAAGUCAGCCCCUGGUGACCAGCUGUGUGCCAAGUGCCCCCUGCACAGCUACUCAGAGAGCAGGGCUGCACAGGUGUGCCUCUGUGACAGCAGCUACUACCGGGCAGCACAAGAUCCCCCAUCUGCAGCCUGCACACGGCCCCCCUCUGCUCCUGUGAACCUGGUCUCCAGUGUGAAUGGCACCUCGGUGACACUGGAGUGGACUCCACCCCUGGACAAGGGGGGGCGCACUGAUAUCACAUACAACGUGGUCUGCAGGCACUGCACGUGGGACCUGGGCCAGUGCGAGGCGUGCGGCAGUGGGAUCCGCUUUGUUCCCCAGCAGAUGAGCCUGGGGCAGGCUGCCCUCACCGUGGCCAACCUCAUGGCCCACAUGAAUUACUCCUUCUGGGUGGAGGCUGUCAACGGCGUGUCCCACCUCAGCCUGGAGCCCAAGAGAUUUGCUGUUGUCAACAUCACCACGAACCAGGCAGCCCCAUCCCAGGUGAUGGUGCUUCGCCAGGAGAACACGGGUCAGAACAGCGUCACGCUGCUGUGGCAUGAGCCAGACCAACCCAAUGGCAUCAUCCUGGAGUACGAAGUCAAGUACUACGAGAAGGACAAGGAAAUGCAGAGUUACUCCACGCUAAAAUCCAAAGGCACAAGUGCAACUGUCUCUGGGCUCAAGCCUGCAACCCGCUAUAUCUUCCAGGUUCGGGCCCGGACCUCUGCUGGCUGUGGGAGGUUCAGCCAGAUGGUGGAGGUGGAGACCGGGAAAGCAAUAGCUCUCAGAUAUGACACCAUGACGAUCAUCUGGAUCUGCCUGACCCUGAUAACUGGCCUUGUAAUCCUGCUGGUGGUUCUGAUCUGCAAGAAGAGGCACUGUGGUUACAGCAAGGCUUUCCAGGACUCAGAUGAGGAGAAGAUGCACUAUCAGAAUGGCCAGGUGAAGUUCCCCACGUCAAAGUUCUACGUGGACCCUCACACGUACGAGGACCCCUGCCAAGCCGUGCACGAGUUCACACGAGAGAUAGAGGCGUCCAGGAUUAAAAUUGAGAAAGUCAUUGGAUCCGGAGAAUCUGGGGAGGUGUGUUAUGGCCACCUGAAAGUGCCAGGGAAGAGGGAGCUUCCCGUGGCCAUCAAGGCUUUGAAAGCAGGUUACACGGAGAAGCAGAGACGGGACUUCCUGAGCGAGGCCAGCAUCAUGGCGCAGUUCGACCACCCCAACAUUAUCCACCUGGAGGGCAUAGUCGCCAGGAGCAAAUUGGUAAUGAUUGUAACCGAAUACAUGGAGAACGGCUCACUAGAUUCCUUUCUCCGGAAACAUGAUGGGCAGUUCACCAUCAUCCAGCUGGUGGGCAUGCUGAGGGGCAUUGGUGCUGGCAUGAGAUACCUCUCUGAUUUGGGCUACGUGCACCGGGACCUGGCUGCCCGUAACGUUCUUGUUAACAGCAACUUGGUCUGCAAGGUGUCUGACUUCGGCCUGUCGAGAAUCCUUGAGGAUGAUCCGUAUGCUGCGUAUACCACCACGGGGGGGAAGAUCCCCAUCCGCUGGACGGCCCCCGAGGCCAUCGCGUAUCGCACGUUCUCCUCAGCCAGCGACGUGUGGAGCUACGGUGUCGUCAUGUGGGAGGUGUUGGCCUACGGGGAGCGGCCCUACUGGAACAUGACCAACAGGGAUGUCAUUAACUCAGUGGAGGAGGGCUACCGCCUGCCUGCCCCCAUGGGCUGCCCUACAGCCCUGCACCAGCUCAUGCUGGACUGCUGGCAGAAGGAUCACAGCGAGCGGCCACGCUUCUCCCAGAUCGUCAGCAUCCUGGACAAGCUCAUCCGCAAUCCUGAGAAUCUCAAGUGCACAGCCACUGUGAACCGGUUCACCCAAACUCCCUUUGACAGAGGCUUCUUUGAUUUCACAAGCUGUUUUACCGUGGAGGACUGGCUGGAGUCCAUCAAACUGGGGCGGUAUCGGGAGAACUUCGCUGUGGCUGGGUAUUCCUCGCUGGGGAUGGUGAUGCGGAUGAACAUCGAUGACAUCCGGAGCCUGGGGAUCACCCUCAUGGGGCACCAGAAGAAGAUCCUGAGCAGCAUCCAGAUCAUGAGGUCUCAGCUGCUGAACACCAGUGUCCCCAGGCGGCACCUUUAAUCACCAGCUCCCCAGACCCAGCAGCUGGCGUUCCAAAAGCACUGAUCCUGGCAGAGUGGCAGGCAAAGCCAGCGGGAGAAGCGCCGAGCCAGAACCUCAAGCCUCUGUGGCUUUCCAUUGCCUUGCUGGGAUUUGCGCUCCCAAGGGAAAGUGAGGAAGAGCUUUCCAGGUACAUUGCUGAAUCUGCUGGCUUCUUCCUCCGGCUGAGGGUAGGAUCAGCCUCCAGAGCAGGGCAGGCCACUUCAUUUUCCAUCCUGUGUCCCUGCUGGGCCGGGGCUCCUAGCAUGGCCUAGCUAGGCGCUGUGCAAUAGAAGGGGGCAGCACUACCGACUUGCCCCAGCAAGGGGCGCGCCACUCAGGCUGGGUCCUGCAAAGGGUGUUGCACUGACUGACAGCGAUGGCAGGAGCAGCCGGGCAAGUCUCUUCCAUGUGCUCCUGCUGACUGUGUCUGAGCUGCUGUUGUACUGCCUGGAGGCUUAGCUGGAUCUCUGAGCCUUGCAAGGUCCCCACGCCAUUGCAUGGCAGAGACAGCAAAGUGCCUGCUCUACCCAGGACCUCCAGACCGGCCCCUCCACGAAGCUACCAGGGUCAUUGCCACUGCUCUCAAGAGAGUCACUGGAAAACCGAACAGUCUUGAACCUCCUGCAGUAGUUUCUGUUGGUGCUGUGAGCGGACGAGACUUCCUUGGAGAGGGGCCCAGAAGCACUGGCGCAUGCUCAGGGAGAUGUGAGAAGUCCUGUCAAAGGAGAACCUGGAACCAGCUAGGAAGUCACCACUUCCUGAAUGCACCAGCACUGAACCUAGCACAGGCAGGCCAGGGUCAAGGGGGGAGCAUGUGUCUUUGGGCUACACGCUCAGAUUUCCUCCCCAAACCCCAACAGAGCAGAGCCAGCAGGCUUGUGCCGCACGAGGGGCUGCACCCCCUCUCACGGUCCUGUCAUGUCUUCUGAGGGGGGUUUACUGAACUCUCACGUUGCCUAAAAACAACCAGGGGCUGCCGGCAGCCAGUCUGCCUUGCUGUGCUAACAGUGCCUGGCCAAGCCUCCCCUGGAGACAGUCACCAGCGGCACCGCUCCCAGCAGCACACCAAGCUGCGAUGCCCCUGCCCAAGGCUCUGCUCAGCUGUCAGAUCCUGCCUGCCCCGCAGGUGAGGGCUUCUCCAGGCCAUCCGGACAGGAGCUGCGCCAGCUCCCUGCCUGCACCCCCUGCUGGCGAGCGUGCCCCUGGAAAGCAGCAGGCCAGUGCACUGAGGUGCUUGGACACGUCGAGCUGCCCCGAGGAGAGACGUGCUUGAAGCGGAGGGACUGGCGCAGACUGGAGAGGAAAACCGGCCUCUUGCUCCCCUUUGUAAAUAUGAUUUUCUACCGGGUUCAAAGCUGUUUUACUACAUCGGACUUUAGACAUGCAAAAAUGGUCUCAAAGCACAGAAAGCCCAGCCCAGGGGCUGGCAGCGCUGCCAAGCCUCUUCAAGGGGGCAUGUAACUGGAGCUCACUGGGGGACCCCAAUCCUUGGGGCAGGGGAGGCGAGCUCCUUCCAGUGCUGCUGUUACUUGUGUGUCUGGAACCCACGCUGCCGAUUUGCAGGCGAGGCCAGAGUCUGCUCUCAGCGACAGCAGAGGAAAUCCAGAGUCACUCCGUUGGUUCCAGUGGAGAUACCCUGGAUUUACAUCAGCACACGUGACAGCGGGAUUUGGCCCGAUGUCGCCUUCCAGCAGCGCCAGAUAAACUGGAGGAUGGUGGGAUGUGGGGGAAGGGGUUAAAGCCAUUUUCCAGUCUGCAAUAAUCCUGGCUAAACUGAACCCUCCUGGGCUUAGUUUAGUUUUCUAUCCAAGGCAUCUACAUGUCAAUUCUACUCUGGGACUAUGUCGUGGGCACUCUACUGCUUCCUAUGGAAGCUCUUCCGAAUGAGGGCCAGAUGCAGUAUGUGGUUCUAGUUACAUUCCACCCUCUGUGCACGCAGACCCCUCACGCGCCAAUCCUGGGGGCUAUGUACUUGGAGUUUACGCCUACGGCACGCAGGACGCCCAGGGCAGAGGGUGCUGCCUGGGCCCUACCCGCCCUGCGGCACACAGAACGCCUGGGGGAGGGCGCUGGCUGGGCCUUACCUGCCCUGCGGCACACGGGACACCCCAGGGGGAGGGUCCUGGCUGGGCUUCACCUGCCCUGCGGCACACAGAACGCCCG